AUGUCAAGCCUAAAUCCCUUGGCUGAAAGGUCGCCCUCGACUCCAACCACAAUAACAAUCUCGAGAGCAUGGUCAGCAGCCGAAUUCCAGCUCGUAGGCGUUGUCUUCGGAAUCACUCUGGGCUUUGGUUACUUUGUUAUUUCUGCCAACUUGACCUCCGCCUGUAUUACCUUCCUCUUUGCAAGUGGAGUAAUUGAGGCAUCGACUCCAUAUUAUCUAUGCGUUAUACAUCUAUGGGCCAUCCAGCUGAAUUGCGUGUUCCAAAUUAUGGUGAGUCGGAUAAUCUUGAUAUGGUCAAAUCCAUAUCACUGCCAGUGUUUGAGAUGGGGCAUCCUGCUCUGGGCGUUACUCCUGACUGGUGCCGCGUUUUCAACCUGGAUUCCGGCUCGUCUGAAGAUGUCUGACAACAUAAUCAGGAUCAAUGUGAUCUGUUAUCCUAUUGUGAGAUUGAUUUGUUUGAUGACCAAUGCUUGCCUGAAUAUCACGUUUAUCUAUUCGGUCAAGAAGACCUUAGUCGCCAAUGGUUUAACAAAAUACAACAAACUAUUGAAAUUUAACGCCAAGAUCAUGGCUUUGUCGUUGUUCCUGGAUUUAGUGCCUAUAAUGCUCUUCCUUCUAUACAUAUCAUUCUUCCCACUUUCGACGAUGGUUAAACUUGAAAUAGAACUGGUUACCAAUGACUUGAUCGUGGAAGUCAUCAAGUCAGAAAACCAGUUAAAGCGGAUCAGAGAAAGCCAUUCUGGAUUGAUUCCAGGAUAUCCCACGUUGGAUGGAUUAGACAGCACGAUCAAUACCCCUCGCACAUGCUUGUUCAGCGACGAGGAUGGGACGACGAAGUUUCAAGAACCAACAACAGCUGACGACCCUGAACCUGCUGGAUAUGUGGAAAGCUCCACUAGCAGGCUCAGCAGCUUCACAGCUUCAGAUUGGUGA
Molecule: messenger RNA, 933 nt
Organism: Puccinia graminis f. sp. tritici CRL 75-36-700-3
Lineage: Eukaryota; Fungi; Basidiomycota; Pucciniomycetes; Pucciniales; Pucciniaceae
Exons: 12
Coding region: 1-933 (310 amino acids)
Source: RefSeq, a predicted model, not a curated record